Molecule: messenger RNA, 2495 nt
Organism: Spinacia oleracea (spinach)
Lineage: Eukaryota; Viridiplantae; Streptophyta; Magnoliopsida; Caryophyllales; Amaranthaceae
Product: meiosis-specific protein ASY1
Exons: 23
Coding region: 19-2067 (682 amino acids)
Source: RefSeq, a predicted model, not a curated record
UUCCACAAAUUGGCACCAAUGCACCAUCCCACGCACUUUGCACCUCUCUUUAACAAACUUCCCGGUCUUUAUAUACCCUGCUUUCAACAUUUUCCUCCUCAUUCUUCAAAUUCAAAUAUUCGAACCUCCUCUUCUCCCUCUCAUUCUCUCUCCAUCUUCUUACUGCGCAAUUUUCUCUCUCCAACAAGUUCGAAAUUCGCCAAAAUGGUUGUCGCCCAGAAGGUGAAGGAAGCGGAGAUUACUGAGCAGGAAUCGCUUCUACUGACUAGGAAUUUGCUUCGGAUUGCAAUAUUCAACAUCAGUUACAUAAGAGGCCUAUUUCCGGAGAAAUACUUCAAUGAUAAGAAUGUUCCUGCUUUAGAGAUGAAGAUAAAGAAGCUGAUGCCAAUGGAUCCUGAGUCCCGCAGACUGAUAGAUUGGAUGGAGAAAGGUGUAUAUGAUGCAUUGCAGAAUAAGUAUCUAAAGACACUAUUGUUCAGCAUAUGUGAGGCAGUAGAUGGGCCUGUAAUUGAGGAAUAUGCAUUUUCUUUUAGCUAUCCAAAUGCUCAGAGCCAGGAAGUCUGCAUGAACUUCAAUCGCUCUGGAAACAAAAAGAAGGGAGGAACCUUCAAGUGUAAUUCUAUGGAUGAAGUUACUCCAAAUCAAAUGAAGAGUUCAGCUUGCAAAAUGAUACGUACUCUGGUUCAGCUCAUGAGAACACUUGACAAAAUGCCAGAAGAGCGCACAAUUUUGAUGAAGCUCCUCUACUUUGAUGAUGUGACGCCAGUGGAUUAUGAACCACCAUUCUUCAGAGGCUGCACAGAGGAGGAUGCUCGCAACCUGUGGAAUAGAAAUCCCUUGGUAAUGGAGGUUGGAAAUGUGAAUAGCAAACAUUUUGUACUGGCUUUGAAGGUCAAGAGUGUACUGGAUCCUUGUGAAGAUGACAAUGGAGAUAACAACGAUGAGAGUGUGAGUUUAGGAGAUGAUUCUGUUCAUAGAGAUGAUACUUCAGAUUCUGGCAGUGAGGUCAGUUCCUCACAAGAAGAUCAGUAUGUAGUCCAACCAGUGGACAAUCAGCAACAUUGUGAAGAAGAUACCGUGGUUUCUCAAGGAAGUGAUGACACACAGGAUCCGGCAGAAGAUGAACAACAACUAAGCCGAGUAAAGGACUGGAUCAACUCCCACAGCUUCAAUACUGUGGAAUACACUGAUGUGCUUGCAAAUUUCCCUGACAUCUCAGUGGUUCUGAUUGAAGAGAUCUUGGACAAGCUUGUUCUCGAAGGUCUUCUAGCCAAAUCUGGGAAAGAUACAUAUUCUGUCAACAAACAAAAGGACUCUGAGUAUGAAUUCGAUAUCAAAAAAGAAAUAGAUGACCAAGUUCCAGUAAAUGAAGAGAAAACUGCUCCUGGCUCUGGAGAAGAUUACUUGUAUAUGAAGGCCUUAUACCAUGCUCUUCCCAUGGAUUAUGUCACUGUUGGCAAGCUUCAAAAUAAACUCGAUGGUGAUGCCAACCAAAACACUGUGAGAAAACUUAUUGACAAAAUGGCGCAAGAUGGAUUUGUUGAAGCUACAAGCAAUCGCAGGCUAGGCAAGCGUGUGAUCCAUUCAGAUGCAGCUGAGAAGAAGCUACAUGAAGUAAGAAAGGCGUUGGAUUUUGAAGCUAUGGAUGUAGAUGUUAAUGCACAACAAAGCAAGCUGAACCAUGCUGAACUUGAGAAAACUGGAAACAAAAGGGCUGAGGUUUCAACCUGUGGUGUCCUUCACUCCAUUGGUUCUGAUAUCACACGCAUGAAAAUCAGAUCUGAAUCUGAAGGAUAUCAGAAUGGUUCUCUUAGGAGUGAUCAGUCUAUUUCAAAAAUAAGGAACGGUAUAAAUACUCCCGUGAGCAAGAACGGGCCAGCAGCAUCAAGAGAGAGUACCAUACCUGGGAGUGGUAGAACCAAAUUAAACGAGCAUACCAAGACUUGCAGCGAGGCUGAUGAUGUAACCUGCAGUAGGCCAUCACAAGACAAGCGGUCUAGGAAGGCGAGCACAGUCAAAGAGCCAAUCAUGCAAUGCUACAAGCGCCAGAGAUCACAAGUUGUUUAGAUGGCGGAACUCGUUUAAUACCAGAGAGUUUUGGAGCAACCAACUUGUACUAGCAGGAAUAGUUUUUGAAGGCUGACUAUUGGCAGGACCUAGCAAUGCAGUAUAAAGUAACUCACUUUUGGACUGCAGAAGCGGAACUAAUAUCUGUUUAAUUAAGUUUUAAUUCAACGAAGUAUUGUACUUAUGCUAACCAGGUUUGUUUUGCCUGGAUAACUGAAAGGUGUUUGUAUAGAACUUCAAAAGUCCCUCCCCCAAAAAGGAUUUGUGCACUAAUGUUGCAUUACAGUUCCCUUUAUCUACUACUGAAAUCUUGUUUUAUCUUCUGAAUGUUAGUAGCAUGAAAGUUUCUGUAUAACUGAACAUGAAUAUAUUUUGAAUGUUCAUGAAACCGAUCACAACCCGUGAUCUUCCUUCUUUUUUCUUCAAAA